AUGUUUCGAAAUAGACUCAACUCCCAAAAACCCGAUGGAAAGCUCCUAGAGGAGUUCAAGGCAACUUUCCCUCAUCUCCAGCAGCGUUCGCAUUCUAUUGCAGGUCCUCCGGGCCACACGCUCGCAGAUGCGCUUGAUGUCGCGCACCCCUCCCGACAACUCGACCAUGAGGACAUCAAAGAUCAGGACCCGACCCCGCGUGGAAAUACCGAGCCGUGGAGGUUCACUCCCUCGCUGUUGGACCCCAACAGCUUUGCUUUCACCUCUUUCGCAAACCAACCUCCUGGCUAUUACACGCCAACUCCUGGCGGCACCAACACGCUCUACCACAGCCAGGCCGGAGAUCUCCACACGCCCGGCUUCAGCUUUGGCCUAGGAACACCACUAUCGCUUCCUACCUCCGAAGGUGCCCUUCAUGCCGGCCAGGUCGCGCCUGCCAACCAUCUCCAUGGUUUCAAUCCCCAUGCUUUGGGGUCGCAUCACUUCCAGAAUGUCAAUCCUUUUGGCAUGCAGCCCCAGCAUUCUCAAUCCUUUGCCCCGCACCAGUUCACCCAUCAGCCUGCUGCAUUCGACCAAGGCAACAUGGCGCAAAACCACGAGGACUCGCCAAUGGACAAUAUGGUCCCAGAGGUCGAGAUGCAAGAGCAGUCUCCUCUGAUUGGUUAUGCACCCCAUUCAUAUGAAGGCAUGGCAGCUGCCGUCGCACCGGCACCCCCUCCACCUAAUCAAAACUUCCGAUACCACGUUACUUUGAAUGCUCCAACGGCCAUGAUCAAGCAGUCAGAUGAAGUUCCUGUUACCUAUCUCAACAAAGGACAGGCCUAUUCCAUCUCUCUUGUAGACACGGCCCCCAUGCAAGCGCAAUCUCCAUCGACAAAGUACAGAACCUUCAUUCGCAUUUCUUUCGAAGACGAGCAGCAGCGUCAGCGACCCGCGUCUUGCUGGCAACUGUGGAAAGAGGGCCGCGGAACUAACGAGGCGCACCAGCGUGGUGGAAGACUUCAAGCAGUUGAAUUCGUGGAUCCGAGCCAAGUCAGCGGCGGUGAGAUCCAAGGACGUCCCAGAGUUGAACUCGAAUCUUCCUCCUUCGAUGGAUUUGUCGUUGUAUGGACACCAACUCACAACUCUUCGCCCGAGUGCUCUUUGGCCGUGCGUUUCAACUUCCUCUCUACCGAUUUCAGUCACUCCAAGGGUGUCAAAGGCAUUCCCGUCCGGUUAUGUGCGAAGACAGAGAUGGUCACCGAAGCUACCGGAUCAUCACCCCAAAGACCGGAUGCUGAGCUUUGCUACUGCAAAGUCAAGCUCUUCCGUGACCACGGCGCCGAGCGGAAGCUGUCCAACGACGUCGCCCAUGUCAAGAAGACUAUCGACAAGCUGAAGCAACAGAUUGCUCAGGUCGAGUCUGGCAUGAAGGAUUUCGGCAAGCGGAAACGCAGUGGAUCAAUCUCCAAGGGAAGUGUCAACCAACGACCCGGAAAGGUACCUAAGCACAAGAGGACCUGGUCCAUGUCUUCUGCGAGCGACAAUCAAGGAGGCCGUGCACCUGCUGAAGAAGACCUUCACAUCAAACUGGCAUCACUUCAAGACAUGUUCAGUUCCACCAGGCCUGUCAGUGUUCUUUACCUCAAGGGAGAGGAGCAGGAUGACCCGGAUCUUCACCCAGUGAUCCUAGGAGCUGCUCCUCAAGAACUCUCUAAGAUUGACACAAACGUGGAUGCGCCUAUGUGGGAGGCUCCAGAGUCGCAAACAGGAACAUCCUCUGUUGUAUCUCCAACCCCCAGCUCUCAAUCUCUCCACUCGGAGAAGCGUAGGACUAUGUCUUUCCAACGUCCGGCGCCUUUCCAGCCACCAUCCCGCAUGUCCUCGAACGAAUGGCGCAACAUGCCACAAACAGCCACAGGUGAUCUGAAGGGCAUGACUAGCAUUCAAGGCGGCGCAGACGUCCCAACAAAGGUCCAACGGCCAUAUUCUGAUGACCACGCGCUUUCUGGAUGGAUCGAAGCCCUUGGGGUUGAUCAAACCUACCAGCCGCCUCCGGAGCCUAUGCUGAAGCCUGUCGCCUGCUUCUUCGUCCAACCGCGCUUCGCUGGUCGGCAACCCGAUGAUAACUACUUCCGCGCCGUGUAUCUAAUGGAGCGUACUGUGAAAGAACUUGUUGCUAGCAUUGCAAUGAAGAUCAAGCUCGAGCCAACCAAGGUCACGCGAACCAUCCGCGUCAACCAAAAAGGAUUGCAGAUUCUGAUGGACGACGAUGCAGUCAACAGGAUCCCCGAGCAACAGGACAUGACAGCCGAAUUCCAUGAGAUCGGCACACCGCCAGUGCAUGCUAUGAAGCGCGAAUGGGAUGCGGGUCCUACAGACAUUCAAGUUGAUGGUGACAUCAGCGUUACGGAAAACGUUCACUCGACCGGUUACGAACUCCGUCUUCUCUUCUAG
Alternaria arborescens is the source of this 2436-nucleotide messenger RNA. RefSeq lists its product as hypothetical. The record is from RefSeq and is a predicted model, not a curated record. Gene Ontology annotation, cellular component: nucleus. The transcript is spliced from 4 exons. Lineage: Eukaryota; Fungi; Ascomycota; Dothideomycetes; Pleosporales; Pleosporaceae. The coding region runs from base 1 to 2436 and encodes 811 amino acids. Gene Ontology annotation, molecular function: DNA-binding transcription activator activity, RNA polymerase II-specific; RNA polymerase II cis-regulatory region sequence-specific DNA binding. Gene Ontology annotation, biological process: regulation of transcription by RNA polymerase II.